UCUUUACCACGUGAUCUGAAGUCACAGUGUGGUGUCCCUCACCUCGGCGGUAAGCACCGCUCACAAAAAUCUAAUGUUGUCUGUUGAACUCUAUCAAACACAACAACUUUCAAGACUAUUCAACAGUUAUUAACUCUCCUGCCAUUCUUCCUUCCUACUCUCUAUUGCUGAUUGAGGGGAAAUGGUAGCAAUUGGUGUAGUAGUGGUGGGGAAGUCAAACUUCUUCAUGAUGGAAAUCAAUAUUCCAAGGUGUCAUCAUCUAGAAGCACAAGGGAUAUUCUUUUCCAACAUUUUGAGGACAAAAAGAAGGGAAAAUUCUCAUAAACUUCCGUGCAAUGUAGUAGUGUCCCUGAAUUUAAGAUGGGACUUUCACAUAUUAGCCUCUUCCUGUCAAACAUUUACAGCAGUGUAUCCAAGAAGGCCAUGUUUCUGUAGAACGCAUUCUAUGGCAACUAGUUUAGAGGAAUCUGAAUCAUUACAAGGAGAUAAUCCUAACGAGGAUAUGGAUCCAUCUACAGACUCGGAAGACGAGAGAUUGCCACAGCCACUUACCAGUGAACAGAUAAAGGUAUUGCUUGCUGAUACUCAAAGAGCAAACCUCACUAAGAAGCUUAGUGAAGCCAACCAACAAAAUCGGUUCCUAAAAAGACAGUUGUAUAUAAAGGAGGAUGCAUUGGUGAAAUUUAAAAGUGAACUUGCUGUCAUAGAGCUUGAAGUUCAGGCUUUGGGCAGGCUAGCAGAAGAGAUAGCUAAAUCUGGUAUUCCAGAAGGUUCGAGGAAGAUCAAUGGAAAGUACAUUCACACUCACCUUGUUGCUAGAUUAAAAGCUGUACACGAACAAUUAAACGAGCAAAUAAAGGAUGUUGAUGCGGCACAAUCGAAGGAGGUCUCUGUGUUUUGGGCCGGCAUGGCUGAGAGUGUGCAAAUUAUGGGCAGCUUUGAUGGCUGGAGCCAAGGAGAACACCUUUCACCAGAGUAUACAGGUUCUUUUACAAGGUUCUCAACAACACUGAUGCUCAGGCCUGGAAGGUAUGAAGUCAAAUUCCUAGUAGAUGGUGAAUGGCACCUAUCAACAGAGUUACCUGUAACUGGUGAAGGGUUAACGAAAAAUAAUUUGUUAAUUGUUGAGUGAGUAAUAAUUGUUGUUUAAUCAUAAGUCCUUUUUAUAAGCUAACAAGUCUAUCUUUACCACAUAUACUAUUGUAAAUGUUAAUGAAAUGUGUUAUAUCUGUCACAUCUUUAAAUUAAUUUUGAAAAAUUGAAAUGAAAAUUAGAUCUAAAACAAAGUUGAGUUAAA
Lathyrus oleraceus (garden pea) is the source of this 1297-nucleotide messenger RNA. Its product is annotated as protein PTST, chloroplastic. The transcript is spliced from 10 exons. The record is from RefSeq and is a predicted model, not a curated record. NCBI's taxonomy places the organism in Eukaryota, Viridiplantae, Streptophyta, Magnoliopsida, Fabales, Fabaceae. Bases 182 to 1132 code for a protein of 316 amino acids.